CUGCAGCCAGAUAACAGCCCCUAACAGUUGGACCAAGCACCAGCUAGUCCCCCACCGCAGCCUGAUGGACACCAAAACACUCUAACGGUCUCCACCACAGCCCCGAAACACUCUUUUCAUGAGUUUGAGAUAGUCAGCGGAUCGAAGUUUGCGCUGGAAGUUCCAGUUGAUGUGUAGUACUAUGUAAAAGAAGUUGUUCAGAGAUACUGCCGAUAAAGAGGAAGGCUGUGGGAGAGAAAGGAGGGACGCAGCUUUAACAGUUCCAGCGCGCAGCGGCGGAGAACAGCACCAUGAGCGUCCCGCUUUACGCACCGACUCCAAUCCAGCCGGCUCACCCGACGCCAUUCUACAUCGAGGACAUUCUGGGGAGGACUGCCACCUCCUCCACCAUCUCCUCGCCCUGUUCCUCUUCUUCCUCCUCUUGCUCCACUCCGAUCAUUCCGACACCGACCUUCCCCUCGCCCAAUUCCUCCUUCACAAGUCUCAUCUCGCCGUACAGGACGCAGAUUUAUGAACCCACACCGAUCCACCCAGCACUGUCUCACCACGCCGCUGCUGCGUUGAGCGCGACGUACGCCUCCGCAGGGGCUUUCGCCGGCUCCAUCUACCCGUUCCACCACCACCAGCACCACCGCUCCAUGGGGGAGUACGCACAGGCGCUGCUGAGGCACGACCCUCUCGGGAAACCUCUGCUGUGGGCCCCCUUCAUACAGCGGCCCUUACAUAAAAGAAAGGGCGGCCAGGUCCGGUUCUCUAACGACCAGACGAUCGAGCUGGAGAAGAAGUUUGAGACGCAGAAAUACCUCUCGCCUCCCGAGAGGAAGCGACUGGCCAAGAUGCUGCAGCUCAGCGAGAGACAGGUUAAAACUUGGUUUCAAAAUCGACGAGCGAAGUGGCGCAGACUCAAACAGGAAAAUCCUCAGGGGGGUAAGAGGGAGGUGGAGGACGAGAGUCCCGCCGGGAGAAGUAAUAAAGGAGACGAGACGACCGAGCUUUCCGGGAUCCAGAACCCGGAGCAGAGACACACAGUCCCGGCAUCGGAUCUGGCGCAGGCGGGCCGCUGCAUGCGCCCCGUGUCCCCACAUCACGCGCACACCGAGCUGGACUCCGACGUGUCCGAUGACACAGACCAGGAGCUGGACAUAGAAGACGACGACGACUACACACUAAACCCAUAAUUGGCACACUGGAUGCACUCGGGGUGGCUGUGGCUCAGGGAGAGCGAGCACAGGGUUGGUGGUUCGAUCCUUAACCCUGCAGUCACUUACUGACUCGUCCUUGGGCCCUGGACACUGAACCCUGAAUUGCUCCCAUGCGUUUACGCACCAUGCGUCGGUGCGUAAACGUGUGUGACGACCGUUAAUCUCACACACCUUGUACGGCAGCCACAGUGUAUUUGAACGUGUGUGAUGAAUAUGGACGUGUGUGGCUGGUGACUGGUGCCUGUAGUAUGUAAAAGCGCUUGGAGUAGUCGUUAAGACUAGAAAAGCGCCAUAUCCGGUCCGUUGGCUACGUUUACGCGGACAUUCGGAGCUGGAUGAUGAAGAUCACUGACACUUGUUCUUUCAACUUCACUUCUGUCUUUUUACGCCAGAAUGCCAGUUUGAUAGACUAUUCCUGAUGUAAAAUUAAAUUCAAAAUCAGUCCCAAAAAAACUACAUUUCACCAUCUUCCAGUGCCUUCUUAUCUCUAUUGGACACUUUUCUUUUUGUAAAUAAUAAUGCAUAGCACUCUGCUGUAUUUGUGUUGAUUGUGUGUGUGUGUAUGUGUGUGUGUCGAUCACUGUAAAUAAACAGUAGAGAUGACUUUCUGCUGUGCUGUAUGUCGUCUGGGAUGAUAAAACGUUCAGGUCUUUUGGCCGUUUCCUUCAAUUAUGAUGUUCCAUUAAAUAAUCAAAUGUAGCGCAAAUUAUGUUUUGUUGUGUGAUAUCUAAUAAACUAAUUUUUGUGGUAAGAACA
Molecule: messenger RNA, 1958 nt
Organism: Etheostoma spectabile (orangethroat darter)
Lineage: Eukaryota; Metazoa; Chordata; Actinopteri; Perciformes; Percidae
Gene: hhex
Product: hematopoietically expressed homeobox
Exons: 4
Coding region: 291-1178 (295 amino acids)
Biological process (GO): regulation of transcription by RNA polymerase II; cell differentiation
Molecular function (GO): RNA polymerase II cis-regulatory region sequence-specific DNA binding; DNA-binding transcription factor activity, RNA polymerase II-specific
Source: RefSeq, a predicted model, not a curated record